GUGGCCAUGGUGGCGCACGACGAGCUGGGCGGGCUGCUGCCCAUCAAAAGGACUAUCCGGGUCAUCGACGCGCAGAACCAGCACUUCAGGGAGCAGGAGGAGCCGAGCACUAAACGGGUCCGGCCUUUAGCACGAGUCACCUCCCUGGCAAACCUGAUCUCCCCUGUCAGAAAUGGGGCGGUUCGGCGCUUUGGGCAGACAAUCCAGUCGUUCACCCUUCGCAGCGACAGCAAAUCCCCUGGCUGUGCCCAGAAGUCAUGCAGCAGAUCUGCUGCUCCUACUCCCCCUAAGAGAAGGAGCAGCGUCCUUUGGUCUGAAAUGCUGGAUAUCAACACGAAAGAAUCCCUGAGUACCAAAGAAAUCAAGCGCCAGGAGGCCAUCUAUGAAAUGUCCAGAGGAGAGCAGGACCUCAUUGAAGACCUGAAGCUGGCCAGAAAGGCCUACCAUGAUCCCAUGCUGAAACUUUCCAUCAUGUCUGAGGAGGAACUCACCCACAUUUUUGGGGACUUGGAUUCCUACAUUCCUCUGCACGAAGACUUACUGGCAAGUUUGGGAGAAGCAACGAAACCAGAUGGAACAGUGGAGCAGAUUGGGCCUAUCCUUGUGAAAUGGUUACCCCAACUCCACGCCUACAAAGGCUACUGCAGCAACCAGCUGGCAGCCAAAGCCCUCCUGGAUCAGAAGAAGCAGGACAGGAGAGUCCAGGAUUUCCUGCAGCGCUGCCUGGAGUCUCCCUUCAGCCGCAAGCUGGACCUUUGGAGCUUCCUGGACAUCCCUCGGAGCCGCCUGGUCAAAUAUCCCCUGCUCCUCAAGGAGAUCCUGAGGCACACUCCCAAAGACCAUCCCGACAUCCGCAUCCUGGAAGAAGCCAUAUCCAUAAUCCAAGGAGUCCUCUCUGAUAUCAACCUGAAGAAGGGCGAGUCUGAGUGCCAGUAUUACAUUGACAAGCUGGAGUACCUGGAUGAGAAGCAGAAGGAUCCAAGGAUUGAAGGCAGCAAAGCUUUACUGUGCCACGGAGAGCUGAAGAAUAAAAAUGGACACAAGCUCUACGUCUUCCUCUUCCAAGAAAUCCUGGUGCUGACAAGGCCGGUGACCCGGAAUGAGCGCCAGGCGUUCCAGGUGUACCGCCAGCCCAUCCCUGUCCAGGAGCUGCUCCUUGAGGACCUCCAGGAUGGAGAUGUCAAAAUGGGAGGCUCCUUCCGAGGAGCUUUUGGGAAUUCUGAUAAAGCCAAAAACAUUUUCCGAGUCCGUUUCCAAGAUCCCAGCCUGGGCCAGUCCCACACGCUGCAAGCCAACGACGUCUUCCACAAGCAGCAGUGGGUGAACUGCAUCCGCACGGCCAUCGCCCCAUUCCAGAGGAACAUUCCCCCCUCUGAGCUCAAGGAGCUGCCAGAGCUGAGCGAGGAGUCGGAGGAGAACAACCCCUCCGUGCCCAACAUCCCAGGCCAGAAGCUCCGGUCGGGAAUAUCCGACAUGGAGCUGGAUGAGAGCGCGGCCGAGUGCGGCUCCGUCCUGGACUCGGGGGAAGCCAAAGGGGUGAAAUCCCACAGAACCUCAUCCGGGCACAGAAAAUCCAGGGAAAAGCAGCUCAGCGGGAAGCGGAAAGAAACGCUGGUGUAA
Molecule: messenger RNA, 1620 nt
Organism: Cinclus cinclus
Lineage: Eukaryota; Metazoa; Chordata; Aves; Passeriformes; Cinclidae
Gene: NET1
Product: neuroepithelial cell transforming 1
Exons: 10
Coding region: 7-1620 (537 amino acids)
Biological process (GO): intracellular signal transduction; positive regulation of Rho protein signal transduction
Molecular function (GO): guanyl-nucleotide exchange factor activity
Source: RefSeq, a predicted model, not a curated record